UGACAAGUCGCUUUAUCUCGUUUGUUGUCUUCGAAUUGCCUAAACUUACUUUUUUAGUUGUGUUUUUAUACAAAAUCAAAGGAAAUUUACAGUGAAGAUCAUAUAAAUUUGCAGCGGCUUAAUAUUAAAAGGGUAGCCAUGACGCUACAAAGGACUCAGGUUGUAAAUUUUGCUUUAUUAGCUUUUGCUAUUGUUCUGCAAUUUCAAACGACAGAAGUAUGGGGAAAACGCCUUCACGAGAAGAUAUACGAAUCGUUCUUUGGAGGCACCUGCUUUCGUCGUCUCAACGGUACCCACCAAACAGGAUGUUCCUCCGCCGAAUCUGGUUCUGUGGGAGCUUUACAUUAUGUAGACGAUAAUAGUCAACUGGAUUUCCUUUUGGACUCUCCACCUGCACCUCCUUAUGCUGCCAUUUUAAAGUCCGAUUUCUUUACACGAUCUAAUUUAAUGCGCCUCAAAAAUGAUGGCGGUCGCAACAUAACCGCCGUUAUAGUACUUAAUGCCUUCAAUAACUAUACCGAAGAAACGACUGGAUUUUCACAUGAGCUAAAAUGUCCCAAUCAAUAUAGUGGCAUUUUAAAGCCCAACUCAUUGGAGACUGCCACCUGUUCGGCUCUGCAGCCCGAGGAUACUUGGAAUCCUUGGGGUUCUGGUUUAUUGCAUGAAGAUUUCCCUUUUCCCAUAAUCAUUAUACCCGACAAUGAGACAGUGGUUAGACUCAUUGACUGUUUUAAGAAAUUCAACAAUUUCGAUUAUAAAACUCAACAUUUGCGCAGUCUAUGUGCUGUAGAAAUAAAAAGUUUCAUGAGUGCUGCUGUUAAUACAGAGGUCUGUUGGAGACGUUCCAAUUUCAUACAUAAUUUUGCCACUACAAGAUAUUGUGAUCCGCUGGAGGGUAGAAAUGUCUAUGCGACUUUAUUCCCUCGUAAAAUGGUGGAAGUAGAUGAGAUGAGUGCCAGCAGGGCUUCACAAAUUGACCGAGAAGAGAAAUUUAUAAUGGUUACAACGCGAAUGGAUACUACGGGCAUGUUCGAAGGUGUCUAUGGUGUUGGCGCCAUGGACUCCUUGACCGGCUAUACAAUUCUUAUUAGUGUUGCCCACACACUCUCGCGUCUUUUAAGCGACAAAAGACUAUUGCUAAACCCCAAACUCAAUAUUCUCUUCAUGAUAUUCAAUGGCGAGUCCUAUGACUACAUUGGAUCUCAACGCUUUAUCUAUGAUGUGGAAAAUUCGCGUUUCCCCAAACUAUCGUCUCGCACUGCACCCAUUGCAUUGGAAAAUAUUGAAUACGUUUUGGAUUUGGGAACAUUUGAUACCAUAUCCAAUAUCAAAUUGCAUGCCUUAUCCGAAUUUCCCUAUGCCAAAGCUAUGCUGGAAAAGUUUCAACUAUACGCUACAAAAUCUAAAUAUGAUUUCAAUAUACGCUUUGAAAGCUCUAUUGGUUAUCAAAUGCCACCUACUUCGGCGCAAUCAUUUCUAAGAAAGAACAUUUCAUUUCCUGCUACAAUCCUGAAUGCUCCACCCUCAAAUCGUUUCUAUCAUUCGGUAUAUGAUGAUGGAGCAAAUGUGAGAUACAAUUAUACAAACUCAUCGCUGGACUACACCAAACUCAUGGACCAAGCUGAGGCAUUCAAGAAAUUCAAAGCCAAUGAUGUACAAAUGAAAAUACGCAAUGUUUCUGCGGUGGUGACCAUGUCAUUGUAUGAGGUCUUAACGGGGAAGGAAUACAAUGGUGAUAUUUUACCUAGUCCGGUAUUGAUUGAUGAGAUUUUGUAUUGUUUCAUUAAGUCGCAGAAUUGUCCGUUGUUUUUUGCGGCCUCCAAACCAAACAGUUUUAAGAAAUUACCUUUAAUCGCGCCAAAUCGCUAUAUCAGUGUCAAUAGAGACACCGAAGAAGCAACACUUUGGACCCUUCGGAUCAUGGGCUAUCUGUUGUCGCAAAAACUAGACAAUGUCCCUAGAGAGAAUUGCACCUAUUUACCACGUUAUUGGUUUGCUGGCUACAACAAACAGGGCGAAUGUCGUUUGACCACACAAAAUGAUUCAUUAGCCUUAAGUCCUGCAUUUACAAUUGAAAAUUACAAUUGGAGCUCUGGUGAAUACUCCACAUGGUCUGAGUCAACAUGGAGUUCAUUAAGUUCCCGUUUAUUCUUACGGCCGUCCCGAACACAUGAAAUUAUCACCUUGACCACCGGCAUUGUGGUCUUUUUAUUGUCAUUUUGUUUAAUUUAUAUUAUCAGCACAAAAUCAGAGAUACUUUUCGAAGAUCCCGGACCAAAUGCUAGCACAGAUGCGUUAAACCCACCUACGGCUUGUUAAAAUAUGAUCUCCUCCCCUCUCUACCAUCAUGCCACAAUUUUGUUUCUAACACUUUUAUUGCACUACUUACUGCUACCAACCGUAGAAAACAACUACAAGAACAACCAGAACAACAAUAUACAACUUUAGAAUUGCAAUACUCCUGGCAUAGAUGUGAAAAGGUUCCAUUUUUAAGCUGGAACUGUGUGUUUUUUAUUUUUUUUUUUUUUUGCUAAAGACUUAAGUGUUUUCUUUGUUUCUUUUAUAGAUACAAAAUAGUUUGUAUUUUUGUAUUAACGCUAUGUUGUAACUAAAUCAUUUCUUUUUUCUUACAUACAUGACAUUUCGUAGUUGUUUUAAGGCUAGACUAGAGAUUUAGCAAUUUUGGGAUACUCGAAAGGGCCAGAUUUCAUAACCUUGUUUGCCAUUCUAAGGCUACAUGGAAUUGUAAGAUUUUUUAUUGGAACUAUCACAUCCAUAUAAAAAUUUUUUAAAAAAAAUAUGGGAGCAGCAUUGUCUUUUUGCGACUAAAAGUGCUUUUGCACGACAUGUGCUUUGUGCAUAUGUGCUGUCACUUUCUGUACAUACAAUACUUUUCUUAUGUACGCAAACAUGAAUAGAGCGCGCUCUAAUGGUCAAAUAUUUUCAUACGUAUUGUAAUUUUCUUUUAAUAAACAUCUGUUUACAUGUAUGUUCGAUGAAUUAAGAGCUCUUUUUAGUCGAAAUUAUUGCAUAUGUAUUCCAAAAUCCAUUUUUUCGUAUUAAAGGCCUGGUUAUGCUCUCAUAAAUGUACCGUAAAUGUAUCGUACAACUUUCAGAGUUGCCUUAUGCUUGAAAAAAAGAAACACAAUCAUACAUAUCGUGUAAUACCACCUUAUGUGUUUAUUGGGGCUUGUUCUAAGUCCUGUGUCUCUUAUGUUUGACGAAAUAACAACUCCCU
Molecule: messenger RNA, 3238 nt
Organism: Stomoxys calcitrans (stable fly)
Lineage: Eukaryota; Metazoa; Arthropoda; Insecta; Diptera; Muscidae
Gene: Nct
Product: nicastrin
Exons: 7
Coding region: 139-2319 (726 amino acids)
Biological process (GO): Notch receptor processing; protein processing
Cellular component (GO): membrane
Source: RefSeq, a predicted model, not a curated record